Molecule: messenger RNA, 2540 nt
Organism: Dermacentor albipictus
Lineage: Eukaryota; Metazoa; Arthropoda; Arachnida; Ixodida; Ixodidae
Product: zinc finger protein OZF-like
Biological process (GO): regulation of transcription by RNA polymerase II
Cellular component (GO): nucleus
Molecular function (GO): DNA-binding transcription factor activity, RNA polymerase II-specific; sequence-specific DNA binding
Source: RefSeq, a predicted model, not a curated record
UCUUCUGAACUUGUCUUCUCUGCGCUAAUAUCGUUGAAGCUGCACAAUUAAGAAAGAUUUAGCUUCCGAGCACUUUUCGCAGCACGAUGAACCAGCACCUACAACAGGUUGACGAAACUUUGCAGCAUGAAAGGAGCGAGAAAGCUGCGUGUCCAGCUGUGGCCAGAGGGCUGUCCAGCUUUUGCCCAGAAUCUCCAACAAGCGAGACGAAAAGGAAACGUGGUUCUGCCACUAUGACUGACAACAAAAGGAUUCCUGACAGCAUUGGAGCAUGCAUCACCAAGCUAGGAGGCAAGGAUGCGACUGCUGGUUCCUGGGAGUGCCACGUGUGCCAAAAGACUUUGUGCUCCAGAUGGUACCUUCGUGCUCACAUGAGGAUGCACUCGGGCACAGAGUUGCAUGCUUGCACCAUGUGUGGCAAAAAAUUCGCCGUGAAAGGGUCUUUAGUUAUGCACCUUCGUGCGCACACUUGUGAAAAGCCCCACAAGUGUUCUCUGUGCCCGGCGGCAUUUGCACACAGAGCCAAUCUGAACAAACAUGUCCUGACUCAUAGCGGGGUGAGACCACACGAGUGCGAAAAGUGUGGUCGGAAAUUUAGUGCGCGAUCGCAUCUUGUGACUCACACCCGUACUCACACUGGCGAACAGCCCUGGGCCUGUGAAGAGUGCGGCAAGAGGUUCUCUGUCCGGUCCAACCUGGUAAGCCACUUGCGGUUGCACAGCGGAGAACGACCAUACGUCUGCCACUUGUGCCCAGCAACUUUCUCGCAAAAGGGUCACCUCACCACUCACAUCCGUGCGCACACACAAGAAAAACCGUACGAGUGCCGCCUUUGUCUGAAGAAAUUUGCUCGGCAUGACAAUGUUAUGAGCCACAUGCACAGGGUACACUAUGCAGAGAAUCCCAGUGCAGAGAUGGUGGCAAGUGAAGUGUCUCUCUCACCGAGCAGCACCUCGAUGCCGUGGCCAGGAACGAUUCUUAGGACGUAUAGCCGAGUGGGGAACCAUAACCUCUGCGAUCGUGUAGGUGCAGGCGAUGCACAAUAGGGAGACUUUGGACAUGCUGUCAAAACACCUGUGCUUAGCUGCAUAUUCUGUCGUUUUCGUUAGCUGUUCCUUGAGACUGUUAAACUUCACUUUGUGCUGCCUUAUCCCAAGGCCUAUGAUGAACGUGUCGCGUAAAUGUUUUUGCUGUUUAGGCAUUCUGUAGAAGCCACACGUGAUUUUCUUGCUGCCGAUAGCCACAAAUCCUGUAGUUUAACUUUCUUUUCUUUCUUUUUGAGGUAUACUGUAUAGACUCGUGUAAGCGCCGCUGGCCACACCUUAUUUUUUCAUAAUUCUGGCGAGGUGCGCCUCUUACAGGGGACUAAACCUUUUGGUGAAAAUGGAGCCGCCCCAGCCAGCAACUCGUACAGAACUCAGAUCCAUUGCACCAGAGUUGCUAACGUGCAGAUUUCGCCAUCUAAUAGCGACUUGAGAAAAUGUGCAGCGCGCGACAUCAGGCCACAAAAUGCGAUGGCUUCUCCUUGUUGAAUUUCGUUCACAAAUUCUGGGCUGCCAAAUUGGGGGUACUGCCCUUACACGAGUCUGUAUGGUAUUGUUCAUUUUUUUUUGUGGAAAAAUGCCCAUAAAACGAAUACUUUUGUCAGUUAUUAUAGAGAAAAUGAGUUGAGAAAUACAUACUUAUGGAUGAAAUGCUAAAUUAAUAAGAUAUUCUAUCCACCAGGCUAUGUGACUGACUAUGCGACAUCCUGAAUGUGGCAAGAUUUUAAUAUAUUAAGUAUAAUUAAGCAUGUGUCACAUUAGAUCCGAUCCUUCUGCAAUAAGACUGCAAUUGAAGUGCAGUCCUUUUGUAAUGAAAUGACAGCAAUUGAAGUGGUGGAUUUGAAAAUGUGCGCCUCGGUCCCCGUGCUCUUUGGCGGGGCCAAAUAGUUUGGCUGCGCACAUGGCUGUUGUAUGAGUGCCAUGAAACAUUAUGACUGCAGCAGGAUCGACCAGCUUUAUGGAGCAGCAGAACACUGCUAGGUAUUCUCUGGCCGCUGCAGACUGAGUGCCUAGGGACACCUUGGACGUUGCCAAGCUUCGCCUCGGCCUCAGUCGCUGCUCUCAGCGAUCCUGCUCGGCCCAAGCUGCACCUUCACGUCCAUCGCUGUUGUACCGAGCCUGGGCUUCGCCCAGCUGCCAGUGUCCUGUCGUUGGGCUUCGCCCUAGCCUGCGUCACUGUACACAAACCGUGCGGGAACUGAGCUGCAGAGCCAGGUCGUGGCUUGCCUUUGACUAGGGUGUCAAAACAACAUGUUUUUUGUUGUGCUUUUAGUUUUGUGUCACUGAAAAAAGUUCCAUUUCUUUUCCGGAACAAAAAAAGAAACAUCAGUAACAGUUCAUAACGGUUUUGGUUCGCGUGCAAAAAUUUUCGAAGCAAUGUAACGAUAAAAACAUGGUACUUAUAUUUUUCCAUAAGUGAGUUAUAAAUUUGGAGAUCAUGCUCAGUGCCUUGAGUCAAGGCACAAAAUAAUAAAUAACAUUGCGGUUACGUUUUUA